Branchiostoma floridae (Florida lancelet) is the source of this 1881-nucleotide messenger RNA. RefSeq names its product sodium-dependent lysophosphatidylcholine symporter 1-B-like. The coding region runs from base 862 to 1881 and encodes 339 amino acids. The record is from RefSeq and is a predicted model, not a curated record. Gene Ontology annotation, molecular function: symporter activity. Gene Ontology annotation, cellular component: membrane. Gene Ontology annotation, biological process: carbohydrate transport. NCBI's taxonomy places the organism in Eukaryota, Metazoa, Chordata, Leptocardii, Amphioxiformes, Branchiostomatidae. The transcript is spliced from 12 exons.
GGCACAAAAACAAAACACUAUCAACCUAACGCUAGCUAUAUAUAUAGCUGGAGUGGUGCUACACAUGGAGUCAACCAAAAGGAAAGGGUGGUCACUGGUCAGACGACAUUUUUUUUUCUAAAAUUACCUUGUAGUUCCAUAGCAACCAGCUUGGGGGCCCAAACCAACACCACUUCUUGUUAACACAUUCCUGCCACCAAGAUAUCAACACCAGAGACCGUCCAAAACCAAAGACUCAAAACCAGAAAGCCCUACUGCAGUACCAAUGCCAGCCACCAGAGGGCCCAAAAUCAAUUUAAAAUCAUCAGGUUCACACGAACAUGUACCUGUGCAUCAUGGCAAUCCAUCCAGAUAUUCUUAAGAUAUUUGACAGAAUACGUGAAUAUUUGCACUAAAAUGACCAUGCAGAUCCCUACCACUUCAACCACAUGCCAACACCCAUCUUCCACCUUAAAUUAACAACACGUUUACGUCCAGGACCAAAGCUAUUUUUAAAAAUACUGCUGCAGUACCAAGUUCAACCAACAGGAGGCCCACUGAAACCAUCCUACACCGUCACUAUUAUUGCCCAACCUACCAAACACCAUUGCAUGCAAUCCACCCUGUGGUUCAUGAGAUAUAUCCCUAUACAUCAUCCGUACCAAAACAGUACCCCGACCCUUGUCCUAGGACGUUAUAUCUUUAAUACAUAACCCCCUUUGUCCUCCGUAGUGGCUGUCCGCAUGCGCAAACAAACACUAGUAAUUUGUUUAAGUUGAUAACAGAACAUCUACCUGUUGUCUGCCGAGCAAAAAGCCAGUCAUCCGUUUUGCCUUCCUUAGGCAACUUGCCUGUUCAGACAGUCACCACUGCAGCCCGACCAUGACCGAUCUAACGAUGACAACGAAACCCCUGUCUGUCGUGGCGAAGUUGUGUUACGCUUUCGGGGGCGUUGGCGGUGAGAUCCUAUGGGUCGUGUUUGGGGCGUACACCAGCAUCUUUCUGGUGGAUGUGGCGCAGAUGCCACCCUUAUUUGCCACGUCCAUUAUUUUCGGCAGUAGGGUAGUGGACAUCUUAUGCAAUGUCGUCAUAGGCCCGUUGAUUGACAGGACGAAUACACGAUGGGGGAAGAUAAAACCAUGGAUUGCAAUAUCAACUCUGUUUAUGACUGUAACGAACGCGUUGAUGUGGUAUGUCCCGGAUGUUGGGACGGGAGGAAAGCUGGCCUGGUACAUCAUACUGUACACUGUGAUGGUGCUAGGUCGGUCGGGGUUUUCGAUUGCCUACACCGCAUUUUUGAUGUUUCUAAGCGAUAACAGCUCCGAGAGAGACUCAGCUAUCCUAUACAGGUCCAUUAUCAUUAUGGGAGGAAUGCUAGGGGGAGUGGCAAUGCACGGACAGAUCCUCGCUUCAUUCAGACGCUCCGAUCACGACUCCUGUGACAACAUGACUUACAGCGGUAACAGCAGCACCAACAGUUCUGUGGACGGAGUUUCUUUGGAGAUGACGCGAACCGGUUACAUGAUCUCUUCAGCAGCUGUGUGUGGUAUUCUGCUGUUGUGUUUGUCAGCAAUCGUCUUUGGCACGACAGAGAGAAAAGAUAUUUCAGCGACAUCCGGAGGAAAACGUGACCAGAACAUGUUCAAGACGACGAAGAUUGUGCUGACAUUUCGCCCCAACGUCUAUUUUCUUCUGGCAUAUUUCUUUAUCCAAAUACCUAUUGCUAUAGGACAUGGAGGCAUUGCCCUCUACGUACAGUACAGUCUGGAUCUGGAAGACCAGAUAGAGAACGUCCUCUUAUCUUUCAUGGUGGCAUCAGUGUUAGCCAUGCCUGUUAUUGGUUGGGUCGUGUCCAAACUUGGCAGGAAGACUUCCUACAUAUGCCUUAUGCUGCCGCCAUAG